This is a messenger RNA of Triticum turgidum subsp. durum (durum wheat), 1668 nucleotides long. Lineage: Eukaryota; Viridiplantae; Streptophyta; Magnoliopsida; Poales; Poaceae. The record is from the annotation of a GenBank genome assembly.
AUGGAGCAGCUACCGGAUGGAAUCCAUCUUGCUGAGUCAGAAAGUGAGCAUAUACCUCCUCCACUUAUAGUUACUGGAGAGCACACAAUGCAGGUACAGGAGAAGCCUUGUGGCUACAAAUUAAAGGGGGUAUCCAACAGAGUGGCAGGUGAUAUGUACAGCAAGGGCUUAGUGACCUUUGAUAAAAUCUGGCAGUUGGAUGACACACUUCUGAGGUCAAAGUCACUACAGCUAAAAGAACUAUGUUUUUCAUUCGCAUUAUUUAAACUGCUACGCUGUCGAAUUGCAAGGUACACAAUUACUGAGGUUGGUUUCAUCAAGGGCCGUAACUUCUUGCAACAAAUGUUGCUUGAGGAUAAUGAUGGUGAAAGAGUACUUGCAGCGAUUGCACAUGAGCUUUCUUUUCUUCAUGACUAUUAUUAUUCAUCCCUUCCAAUCACAUAUUCACGAAGUUGGCUGCCAAUCGUGAGCAUAUUCAUUUCACUACUAAGCAUCUGCUACUGCUUAGUUGUCUUGAGAACUGUGACACUUUCUGCCAUUCUCAUGGUCAACUUGCCUAGAACAAAAGGGCAGAUUAAUUGUUAUGUGUCCUGUAGCAAGAUUUCUUCGGCCACAAGGGGAAGCUCAAUAUUUUUUGGAAAUUUAUACUUUGCUAACAUGCCAUUGCUUAUACUUGCUGUAUUAGUUAUGCUUGGCGAGGUGAGGGACAUUGCAUCUUACAUCUGCUCUAACUGGACUAAAGUAGCCUUGGUAUGUCAGUAUGUGAAGCAUGGUUCUUUGCGAAAAUCUGCUACCAUGCAGAGAUGUGUUAGUUGUGUGCUAUGGAUCAAAGGCAGGUUCACAAGGAAUUCAGAGGACAAAAUGAGUCAGUCCUCAAUUUUGGUGCUCCAUCCAAGGAAAACUCCAAUGGCUCUUCUUCGAUGUCUUCAUCUGGCAGGCCAAAACAAAAAGACACCAAGUGCAGUGAAAUCUGCUAUUGUCAGCGCACUUAGAAACAGCUACAAGAGAGGACAAAUCAGUGGUGAUGUGCCGUCUUUCCAAAGGAUCCUACAUUUGCAAGACGACAACAAGAUAAUUUGGAAAUUUGGGGAAAGAAGUACAGCCCAAAUCAUGCUUGUGUGUCACAUUGCCACAGAAAUCCUUGGAGCAAGGUCACGACCGCAUCUACCUCCGUCCAACUCUGACCAUAUGUCCGCUGCCAAUCACCUAUCGCAGUAUUGCACCUACCUGGUGGCACACUGUCCUGAGCUACUUCCUGAAGAUGAUGAAUGGUGCAAGAGCCUGUACAAGGCCAUCAAGAAGGAUGCCAAGCGUGUACUCAGCGGUAAUGAUUUUAGGGAGUCAAUGACAUCUGAGCUGGAGUACCGGAAGAGGUUGAUUGAGUUUCUGAGUGCAGAGGGUAACCAUGAGGUGCUCAAGGAUGGCGCGAGGCUUGCAGAGAAAUUGGUUGGGCUAACUGAAGAAGCAGAGGAGAUGGCAUGGAAGGCCCUCGCUGUCUUUUGGUCAGAGAUGAUCCUGUAUGUUGCUCCAUCAGACAACACUGACGGGCAUUUGAAGGCGAUCGCCCGUGGCGGCGAGCUGAUAACUCUCAUUUGGGCUUUGGUCACCCACCUCUGCAUAGUCGGUAGGUCCGAUGACAUCAUUGAUAGUGCUACCAUUGAUGUUUAA